AUGCCACGUAGAAUAGCUGGAUGGUUUAGGUUUGAAAUUAUUCCAAAAAAUAAAAUUUCUAUUUUUUCAAAUAUAAAUUCCAAAAAUCCAAAAUUAUUCUUUAAAUGUUGUUCAUUCAUUUUUCUGCCUAUUUUUUACAAGUAUAUUUCUAAGAUCUUCGAUAAUAAUAAUAAUACACGAGACAACUUAAUCCAAUACUUACUACAAACUCAAUAAUUAGUACAUUUUUUGCUGAUUUUCUCACUUUUCUCCUUUUUAAGCAAAUAUUCACACGAAUUUGUACGCGCCUCGUCUUGCCUCGAAAUUUCUCCCCUUCUUCGUCUUUUUUCUUUCAAACAUUGUAAUUAAAAGUCUAAUUAUACCCGAACGUCUAAUUCAACACGAAAAAACUCAAACCGGGCAGCAAAAAGAGCCGAGUCAAGCCGAUCGGCUCGUUUCUUAUUCUAUCUGUCUGUAAUAUAACAAUUCAAUUCAAUUAUUUCAUAUCUAUACAUAAAUAAAACAGAAAAAUAAUUUUUCUUUAUUUUUGUCACUUGGCGUCGCUUUGUUAUUAGUUAUUCCAAUACUACCUAAUUUGAUUUUUAAUUCGAUUUCUAAAUUUAUUAAUUUUCUCCAGCUUUUUCUCAACAGCUUUUGUCCCCCCAACUUUUUCCUGUUUUCCUUUUUUUUGGGAGGGAAAUUUUGAAAAAAAAUUUUUUAGGAAAGAACUCAUCAAGGAAAACAAGAAAUUAGUAGUAUUAUCAUCUCGAUCUACUUAGAUAUUUAAUUCGGAUAAUUUUUCUAAUCUCUAUUUUUUCUAGUCAUUCAAAUUUUCAUUUUGUCUUCUUCUUUCUCUGGAAAAAAACAUAACGUCGGCAAAAAGAUGUAUAUUAAAAUAAUUAAUAAAUUUAAUGGAAAUUUUAAUCCGCUUCUUCUUCUUCUUCUCCAUUUUUUUGUCGUUGUUUUCUUAUAUUUGUGCGGGAUAUAUUGAAAUAUUAUUUUACUCUUAAAUUAAUAUAUUAUGUCAACACAAUUAUUUUUUAUUUUCAGCCGGUUUUUCUGCUAUUCAUUAAAUUAAAGUAAAGCUAUAGUUUUGAGAGAUUUCGAAAUGGUUUUUAUUUCCAAAUUAAAGCUUUUUGUGAAGAUCUCAACUCUUAUCAAAGAGAUUUUGCUGUAAUAGUAAUGCUUGCUUUUUUGAUUGAUAAAAUAUCAAAAGCUUUUUGGAAACAAUCAUUAUUUUCAAUUUUCAAUUUGAUCUCUUAAAAAUAUAGAGAUAAUCGAAAUCAUAUCCCUAUUUUUGCCAAGUAGACGACCCCUCCGUUUUCCUAGUUCUCAAGUAGCCACGCCUAGAGAGCCUAAUUGCCUAGGAUCCACAUCUAGAGAUCCACGCUGGCAAGGAUCAGCGCCUAGAGCAUAUUAGUCAAGAAGAUCAACCUAGAAACCAAUUUUGAACUCUAAAAAUUAUAAUUUUGGGGCUUCCUCGAAGAAUUCAGCAACGAGUCGAAUGUUUUUCUUAAUCCUUAAUUUUCAACAACAAAAAAUAUUGGAACAAUAUUUAGUCUACAAUAAAAGUCAGAAAAAAUUCCGAGAAAACACUGAACCUUAGUUUUUUAAGGUUUCAUAUUUUCAAGACGGACCAUUUUAUUUUCAGCAGUUACAGCGCAGUAUUUCGAAGGUCUUCCGGGUUACUGUAGUUCAAAAAACUUUUUUUUCGGAAUCUUAUAUUUUUUCUCUCCACAAUUCUUAAAAUAUUUGAUUGACGUGUCUCAAAUCUAUAGUUGAAUUAGCUGACUCUUACUUUUUUGCCCCCAAAUAAUAAUUCAAUUUUAUUCUUACUUAUAUAAAGAUUUCGCGCCGUGCUAAUUCUUCUUCUUCUUCUUCAUUUUUUCUUGUGUCUGUGUGAUUUUGCUCCCCUAUUCAAAAUAAGAAAAGAAAAAAAAGGAGUUUUGAAUGAAUAAGAAAUUUGAAAUUAGAUUUGGGGAGUUUUCGAAAUGAAAUGAAACGAAAUGACAAGUCAAGUCUCUUAUACAACAACUCGUUAGCACAUCAUCAUCUUCUUCUCCUUCUUCUUCUUUCCUGAUUUAUUUUUGCUCAUUUUGUUGAGAAGAGCCCUGCUGAGUAUGUUAAACCUAAUCUAAUUCAUCGCUUCGACAACUUCUUGACUUUCUCAUCAGAAAAUGGCCAAAAAAAUAAUAAUGAAAAAUAUGGAGAAAAAACGAUGGAGCAGAAAGAAAAGAGCACUGCAUGAAACUUCAAAAAUCUAGAACAAUUGCCAAGGAUCAGCGCCUAGAGAUCUUAAAGAUCUUAGUUCUCAAGUAACCGCGCCUAGACAGUAUAGUUCUUAAUUAGGCCUGAAGAACGUAAUUGUCUAGGACUCAAAUCUAGAGAUCCACUCUGGCAAGGAGCCGCGCCUUAUGAGCUUCUACACGAAGUAGCCCAUCCUACAGAGUUAAUUUGUCAAGAAGCUGCACCUAGAUUGCCGAGUAGUGCCGCAGUUUUCCCGAAGAUCUCAAAAAAUCUAACAUUUAUCAGAUUUAAAAAUUAA
Molecule: messenger RNA, 2524 nt
Organism: Caenorhabditis angaria
Lineage: Eukaryota; Metazoa; Nematoda; Chromadorea; Rhabditida; Rhabditidae
Source: the annotation of a GenBank genome assembly